Messenger RNA from Octodon degus (degu), 4869 nucleotides. It is a transcript of the gene Disp1, whose product is annotated as dispatched RND transporter family member 1. Bases 275 to 4852 code for a protein of 1525 amino acids. NCBI's taxonomy places the organism in Eukaryota, Metazoa, Chordata, Mammalia, Rodentia, Octodontidae. Gene Ontology annotation, cellular component: membrane. The record is from RefSeq and is a predicted model, not a curated record. The transcript has 9 exons.
AACUCAGGCCCUUGCGCUUGCCAGGAAAGCGCUUAUUCUACUGAGCCAUCUCUCCGGCCCUGUUUUCUUAAUUAACAUCAUCCUCCACUUGAAUCAUUGUGACAGCCUGAAGAAUUUAGAAUUCUUCUAAGAAGAGGAGAUAACCAAACAGAAGUCUCGCUCUGUUUCCCAGGCUAGUUUCAAACUCGUGGGUUCAAGAGUCCCUCCUGCCUCAGCCUCCCAAGUGGUGGGGACUGUGGGCAUCCACCACUGUCUGGCCUGUGGAGAAGUCUGAAUGCGGUCAAGAAGCCAGAGCAUGUCUCUGAGCCCCAGGAGACCCGACUUCGCAUUUCUGAGCAAUGGCAGCAUCGCACCUGGGGCCUCCAAGCCCAGUGCCCCAGGGCCUCGAGAGGGUGACGCCUCUGCCGCGCAGCCUGGGCCCACCGAUGCUGUGAAAGCCAAAGCGCAUGCCAGCAACGGCUGCCUGCACCGCAACGGCAUGGUGAAGUCAUCCUUCCUGCCGCUGGACAGCCAGAGGGUGCCCCAGCCACUCGCCCAGCGCUGCCUCCCCUGCCCAUACCAUCACCUGCCCAGCAGCCACCUGGAGACCGGCCUCGCGGUGCCCUCCACGCUCGCCUCAUGUUGCUCAGAGCACUCCGCAGCUCUGUGUGCGAGCCGCUCGCCUGCGUGCCCGGCCCCGUGCUGCCUGCAGCCCUCGCCGUCCUUCUGCCUGCAUCAGCCGUGGCCUGACCAUUUCCAGCAGCAGCCGGCACCUCCGCACAUAGCCGGCCUCAGACCACCCAGACCUUUCAAGUUGCCAAAAAGCUACGCAGCCCUGCUAGCCGACUGGCCCGUGGUGGUCCUGGGCCUGUGUACCCUGCUCAUCGUGGUCUGUGCUCUGGUGGGCGUGUUGGUGCUGGAGCUGCCAGACUUCUCGGACCCGCUACUGGGUUUUGAACCAAGAGGGACAACGAUCGGCCAGAGACUGGUCACGUGGAAUAACAUGGUCAAAAAUACCGGAUAUAAAGCAACGCUGGCAAAUUACCCUUUUAAAUAUGCAGACGAGCAAGCCAAAAGCCAUCGGGAUGAUCGGUGGUCGGAUGAUCACUAUGAAAGAGAGAAGAGAGAUGUGGACUGGAACUUCCACACAGACAGCUUUUUCUGCGAUGUUCCAAGUGAACGAUAUUCCAGAGUUGUGUUCACCUCGGCGGGAGGGGAGACCCUGUGGAGUCUAUCUGCGAUUCAGUCCAUGUGCCGCAUAGACAACUCCAGGAUCAGAUCCCACCCCCAGUUCGGCGACCUCUGCCAGAGGACCACGGCCGCCUCCUGCUGCCCCAGCUGGACACUGGGGAACUACAUCGCCAUCCUGAACAACAGGUCGUCCUGUCAGAACAUCGUGGAGCGAGAUGUGUCUCAUACCCUGAAGCUGCUCCGCACCUGUGCCAAGCACUACCAGAACGGCACACUGGGGCCGGACUGCUGGGACGCGGCUGCCCGCAGGAAGGACCAGCUCAAGUGCACCAGUGUGCCGCGCAGGUGCACCAAGCACAACGCCGUGUACCAGAUCCUGCACUACCUGGUGGACAAGGACUUCAUCGCCCCCAGGACGGCUGGCCAUGCCCCCCCGGCGCUCAAGCACAGCAUGCUCUUCUCGCCCACAGAGAAGGGUAAGAGCAUGAUGAACAUUUACCUGGACAACUUUGAAAACUGGAACUCCUCGGAUGGCGUGACAGCCGUCACUGGGAUCGAGUUCGGCAUCAAGCACAGCUUGUUCCAGGACUAUCUACUGAUGGACACUGUGUACCCAGCCAUCGCCAUCGGGAUUGUCCUGCUGGUCAUGUGUGUCUACACCCGGUCCAUGUUCAUUACGCUGAUGACAAUGUUCGCCAUCCUCAGCUCCUUGAUCGUCUCCUACUUCCUCUAUCGUGUUGUCUUUAGCUUCGAGUUUUUCCCUUUCAUGAACCUCACUGCACUAAUCAUUCUGGUUGGCAUUGGAGCUGACGAUGCAUUUGUGCUGUGUGACGUGUGGACCUACACCAAGUGUGACAAGCCUCACGCCGAGACCGCAGAGACGGUGAGCACCGCCCUGCAGCACGCUGCCCUCUCCAUGUUCGUCACCAGCUUCACCACCGCCGCCGCCUUCUACGCCAACUACGUCAGCAAGAUCACAGCCAUCAGGUGCUUCGGCGUGUACGCAGGCACGGCCAUCCUGGUGAACUACAUCCUCAUGGUCACAUGGCUCCCGGCCGCGGUGGUGCUACACGAGCGCUACCUGCUCAACAGCUUCAGCUGCUUCCGGAAACCCCAGCAGCCGCUGUACGAUGACAAGAGCUGCUGGACGGUGGCCUGCCAGAAGUGCCACCAACUGCUCAUGGCCAUUUCCGAGACCUCCCGGAUUUUCUUUGAGAAGGUGCUGCCGUGCAUUGUCAUUAAGUUUCGCUACCUGUGGCUCCUGUGGUUCCUCGCACUGACGGUGGGCGGGGCCUACAUCGUGUGUGUGAACCCUAAGAUGAAGCUGCCCUCACUGGAGCUGUCGGAGUUCCAGGUAUUCCGCGCGUCCCACCCGUUUGAGCGCUACGAUGCAGAGUACAAGAAGCAGUUCAUGUUCGAGCGUGUGCACCAUGGCGAGGAGCUCCACAUGCCCAUCACUGUGGUCUGGGGCGUGUCCCCUGAGGACAAUGGCAACCCACUCAACCCAAAGAGCAAGGGCAAGCUGACGCUGGACAGCAGCUUCAACAUCGCCAGCCCUGCAUCCCAGGCCUGGAUUCUGCACUUCUGUCAGAAGCUGAGGAACCAGACCUUCUUCCAUCAGACAGACGAGCAGGACUUCACCAGCUGCUUCAUUGAGACCUUCAAGCAGUGGAUGGAGAACCAGGACUGUGAUGAGCCGGCCCUGUACCCAUGCUGCAGCCACUGGAGCUUCCCCUACAAGCAGGAGGUCUUCGAGCUGUGCAUCAAGAGGGCCAUCAUGGAGCUGGAGAGGAGCACAGGCUACCAUCUGGACAGCAGGACCCCGGGACCGCGCUUCGACGUGAAUGACACCAUCCGGGCCGUGGUGCUGGAGUUCCAGAGUGCCCACCUCUUCACUCUGGCCUACGAGAAGAUGCACCAGUUCUACAGCGAGGUAGACGCGUGGAUCUCCCGGGAGCUGCGCUCUGCGCCCGAGGGCCUCGGCAAUGGCUGGUUUGUGAGCAACCUGGAGUUCUAUGACCUCCAGGACAGCCUCUCGGAUGGCACGCUCAUAGCCAUGGGGCUGUCGGUGGCAGUGGCCUUCAGUGUGAUGCUGCUGACCACACGGAAUGCAGUCAUCAGUCUCUAUGCCAUUGUCUCCAUUGCUGGCACCAUCUUUGUCACCGUGGGCUCCCUGGUCCUGCUGGGCUGGGAGCUAAACGUCCUGGAGUCUGUCACCAUCUCAGUGGCCGUGGGGUUGUCCGUAGACUUUGCCGUUCACUACGGGGUUGCAUACCGCCUGGCUCCAGACCCCGACCGGGAGGGCAAAGUGACCUUCUCUCUGAGCCGCAUGGGCUCAGCCAUUGCCAUGGCCGCCCUGACCACCUUCGUUGCUGGGGCCAUGAUGAUGCCAUCGACCGUGCUGGCCUACACGCAGCUAGGCACCUUCAUGAUGCUCGUCAUGUGUGUCAGCUGGGCCUUUGCCACCUUCUUCUUCCAGUGCAUGUGCCGGUGCCUUGGGCCACAGGGCUCCUGUGGGCAGAUCCCACUGCCUCGGAAGCUCCAGUGCAGUUCCUUUACCCACACCCUGUCCCCAGAGCCUGGUGGCCAGAGCAAAGCCCGUCCUGAGCAUGCCUACCAUCUAGAGCCCCAGGACCAGAAGCCAGAAGGGGAGCAGGAGUUUUAUGAGUUGGAACCACUGGCAUCCCAAAACCAUGCUUCAGAGAAGAUUGUGCCAGAGGAGACCUACCUCUGUGCUGAGCUGCUUGGUAGCCCGGCGGGGCGCUCGGGGGUGCCCUGGCUCACAGCCUGUGCUGGGGAGCAGGGCCAGAGCUCCAGGGCAGACUCAAGCACUGCCCUGCUCCCACCCUGCCCCGAGCCACACCGUACGCACCCCUUCUUCUCCCUCAAUCAGCGGUGCUGCCCACACACCUACAGACUCCUGACUUGCAGCCCACACUCUUAUCAGCAGGGGGGUGACACCACGUGUGGCCACUGUUCCCCUGCUGCAGGCGGCAUUGUGCAGACCCAGAACAGGGUGGCGCCUCUGCAGGCCCCACAGCAGGCCCCUGAGGGCUUUGUGCAUCACCUCCCACACCUGCACCCGCACAACUGUCCCUGCCUGCAGGGAUGUGGGAAACCACCCACAAUGCAGAGCACCCCGCCUCGGAACUGCUGCCCCCACCAGGCACCACGUGUGCAGGUGCCCGAGCACUGUGGCAAGGCUGGUGCAACUGGCAGGCCAGACUCUGACCCCCAGGCCAUGGGGCAGUCACCACUGGCCUGCAGGGGCCUUGGCUGUGACCGGCCAGCACACUGCCAUGCUGAGAAUAACCAAAGGGGACUCCAUGGAGACAGGGACUUGGGACACAGGGAGGGCAGCAGGAGGACCAAAAGCAGAGUCUCCGGUCUACAGCAUCAGAAUGAUAGGGCCGAGGAGAGGGCUGAGCUGAGCCUGUCCCAGGCUGGUGCAGCUGGGGACUCAGGACAUUUCAGCCACAGUGAACCAGAACUCCUACUUAACCGUUUCCUGGGGGAGGCGCGUCGUGCGCCUGGCCCAGGCAGCCCGCAGAGCUGCCGCAGUACUGUGAGAGAGAGGCGCAGCUCCAUAGGCUGCCAGCCGCCACGCCUCGUCGCCACCGUGCCUGCUGUCCUGAUGCACUCAGAGCUCGCUGGGGAGAGCUUGUUAAUAAAAACACUCUAAUAAAUAUGGCCUUCAAC